Molecule: messenger RNA, 2406 nt
Organism: Adineta steineri
Lineage: Eukaryota; Metazoa; Rotifera; Eurotatoria; Adinetida; Adinetidae
Source: the annotation of a GenBank genome assembly
AUGAAAGUGCAUCUUCUACUAAUCAUUCUUAUUAAGUUUGUAUAUUCGAUAAAUCGAAAUAGUAUUUCAUUGAAUACACUUAAACAAAUUGAAGAUCUUUCAACAUUACCAGACAAUUCAUUAUUUACGAAAUGGAGACCAAUUUAUCAUUUCGCUUCACCUAACUCGUGGAUGAAUGAUCCUUGUGCACCAUUUUAUAAUCCAACAACAGAAAAUUAUCAUUUAUAUUAUCAAGUUCAGCCUGGUCAUGUCCAAUGGGGAAAAAUAUCUUGGGGACAUGCAAAAUCAAAAGAUAUGAUCUUUUGGGAAGAUGUCACUUCAUGGGAAGGAUAUAAAUAUGUUGCUCUUGCACCAGGUGUUGGCAAUAAUCAAAGUAUUAAAGGUGUUUUUACUGGUUCUGCUUUGCCAGUAACAAUUAAUGGUAACAUAGAAAAUGGAACAAUCACAUUUAUUUAUACAAGUGUUAAACAAUUGCCAAUCAGUUGGAAUGGAAUUUAUGAAUUGGAAAGUGAAACUCAAUCGUUAGCAGUUUCAUACGAUGAUGGUGUUACUUUUCAACAUUAUGAGAAUAAUCCAAUUCUUCGUUCACCACCUACAGGAAUGAAUGUUACAGGGUGGAGAGAUCCUAAAUUGAAAAAAUGGCCCGAAAUGGAUGUUUUAUUAUAUGGAUCUAAUCAAGGAAACUAUUAUAUGACUAUUUCAUCAGGUAUUCGAGGUAUCGGCCCACGACUUCUCUUCUAUAAAGCUCAUCCAAACGAUUUGACCAAGUGGACAUAUUUAGGUCCUCUUCUUGCCGUAAAUGGUAAUUAUACUGUUAACGAGAUCUGGUCAGGUUCACUCGGCUAUAACUUUGAAGUCUCUAAUACUUUUGCUCUUCUUGAAAAAGCUGCUGAUGGUGGAGAUAAUCGAACCAUUCAUACAUUUGCUAUACUCGGUACUGAAGGAGGUAAUACAACUUUACAUCAAUCUACUCAUUGGUCUGUAUGGAUUCAAGGAAAUAUUAUUAAAACAAGCAAUGAUAGUCCUAUAAUAAAUAUUUUGGCAGGUGGUGUUGCAGAUUGGGGUGAUACUUAUGCACUCAAUUCAUUUCAUGAUCCAAAAGGAGAUCGAAGAAUCUUCUAUGGAUGGGUUAUGGAAGCUAAUAAUAAUUAUGGAGAACGAUCUUUUGGUUACAAUGGUCAAAUUACACUUCCAAGACAGGUUUUUGUUCAAGUAUAUACAAAUGUUGUUGAUAUUGAUGAAUCACUUACACAACAAGGACCUUGGACUGUCCUAUCAAAUACUGAUGGAACAUAUACAUUUAAAACUCUUGGUAUUAGACCAAUUGAUGAAGUAAUUAAACUUCGACAAAAUAAUAAUCCUGUUUAUCUAGUUUCUCAAACUUUUAAUCAACCAACUUUAUUUACAAGUCUCAAUAUUUCCUCUACCAAUUUUGAGUUACAGGCCUAUAUUAAUGUCUCUUCAAAUACUAGUGCUGGUUUCGUUUUUCGUAGAUCAUCCAAUGGAUUAGAAUAUACUACCUUGAUCUAUGAUCCAGUUUCACAAUAUUUAAUUUUAAAUCGAACAUACUCUUCAUUAAUUCCAAUGUUUGAAAAUAACACAAUUUACGCUAAACACGCAUUAUUAACGACUAAGAUCGAUGAUCAUACGACACAAAAAGAACUUUUAUCUUUACGUAUAUUUGUUGAUAAUUCUCUGGUAGAAAUUUACGCAAAUAAUCGUACAGUUAUUGCUACACAUAUCUAUCCGACAUUCUCAGAUUCUACUGGUCUUGGAUAUAUUGUUGAUGGGCAAGAUGGAUCUGUUACAUUUAAUAAUGUAUCAAUCUGGCUUAACUUACAAAAUGCGUUUCCUAAACGACCAGCGAACAGUUCUAUUAAUUUAGUCAACGAUAUGACUAAUGGUGCUACAUUAUCAUCUACUAUACAUUCACUUUUCUAUUCCUUUUUAAUUUUAAUUUCGUUUGGAAAUCCAGCCACUUACAGUGCAACAUUCGCUUUAAAUGGUACCCUUAGUCCAAAUAUCACUUUAAAUGUUGGUGAUCAAUUACAAUUUAAUUUGGCUACGACUGUAUCGAUUCAUCCGUUGACAAUAUGUCAAAAUAGUGCCGUAUCUAAUUUCUGCAAAGCAGCCACUACUAGUGAUGAACUCAACACUCCAAUUACUAACGCAGGUGACACAACUUCUGUUGUAUUUAAUACUAGUGGUACUUAUUAUUAUGGAUGUCAUAAUCAUCCCGGAAUGGGUGCUAUGAUUAACGUCAUACAAACAGUUACUACUGCUUCAUCAUCAUCAUCAACAGGUUCCUUAUCGACAUCAACAAAGGGUACUGGUGCUAGGCAUAAGUUAUCUGUACUAUUUCUGUUUGCAGUUAUAGUCUCUUUAUUUACAAUUAUUUUCACCUGA